Molecule: messenger RNA, 1119 nt
Organism: Arabis nemorensis
Lineage: Eukaryota; Viridiplantae; Streptophyta; Magnoliopsida; Brassicales; Brassicaceae
Source: the annotation of a GenBank genome assembly
AUGGGAUACCUUUUUGAAGAAACCUUAAGCUCUAACCCUAAAACCCCAAUUGCUAUUGGUGAUGAUAAUGAGUUGGGUUUGAUGGCCGUUAGACUUGCUAAUGCCGCAGCCUUUCCAAUGGUUCUCAAAGCUGCCAUCGAGCUCGGUGUCUUUGACACUCUCUAUGCCACCUCUGAGUUCCUCUCACCUGCUGAGAUAGCGAGUAGGCUACCAACUACGCCUCGCAACCAUGAGGCUCCCGUUUUGUUGGACCGGAUGCUUCGUUUACUUGCUAGCUACUCCAUGGUCAAGUGCGGUAAGCUCUCAGCCGGAAAGGGCGAGAGGAUCUACAGAGCCGAGCCAAUUUGCAGGUUCUUCUUGAAAGAUAAUAUUCAAGAUAUUGGAUCCCUUGCUUCUCAAGUCAUUGUCAAUUUUGACAGUGUCUUCCUCGAUACAUGGGGACAAUUGAAAAAUGUGGUGCUAGAUGGAGGAGAUGCAUUUGGUCGUGCACAUGGUGGCAUGAAACUCUUUGACUACAUGGGAACAGAUGAGAGAUUUAGCAAACUCUUUAAUCAAACUGGAUUCACCAUUGCGGUGGUGAAGAAGGCUCUUGAAGUUUACCAAGGCUUCAAAGGUGUGAAUGUGUUAGUCGAUGUGGGAGGAGGAGUUGGUAACACUCUUGGUGUUGUUACUUCAAAGUAUCCCAAUAUUAAGGGUAUCAAUUUUGAUCUCCCUUGUGCCUUGGCGCAAGCGCCUUCUUAUCCCGGUGUUGAACAUGUCUCGGGAGAUAUGUUUGUGGAUGUCCCAACCGGAGAUGCUAUGAUCUUAAAACGUUUACUUCAUGAUUGGACCGAUGAAGAUUGCGUGAAGAUUCUUAAGAAUUGUUGGAAAUCACUACCGGAGAACGGUAAAGUUGUUGUCAUAGAACUAGUCACUCCUGAUGACGCGGAGAAUGGGGACAUCAACGCGAACAUUGCCUUCGACAUGGACAUGCUAAUGUUCACACAAUGUUCCGGCGGAAAAGAGAGGUCACGAGCUGAGUUUGAAGCUUUAGCCGCAGCUUCUGGUUUCACUCGUUGCAAAUUCGUUUGUCCCGCUUAUCAUUGCUGGAUUAUUGAGUUCUGUAAAGAAAAUAUUUAA